This is a messenger RNA of Ceraceosorus guamensis, 2760 nucleotides long. RefSeq names its product terpenoid synthase. The record is from RefSeq and is a predicted model, not a curated record. Lineage: Eukaryota; Fungi; Basidiomycota; Exobasidiomycetes; Ceraceosorales; Ceraceosoraceae. Gene Ontology annotation, biological process: biosynthetic process. The transcript has 3 exons. Gene Ontology annotation, molecular function: intramolecular lyase activity. The coding region runs from base 426 to 2534 and encodes 702 amino acids.
UGGAGUCAAGCCCUCGGCUAGACGGUAGGCAAAAACACUCUCAUCAGCCUUGCUGCUUUCCCUUUGCCGGCCUUUAUCUGGAUCUCACUCCCCUCCUAACCUCCCCCCCAUCAUCUCACACUCGCACUCACGACUGCUGUGUGUUUCGGGCGCAGGCCGGCCUCUGCCAUCAAUUGGAGUCCUUUUAGCACCCACCCUCACGCAACAUCAAAGUUCGGGAUGCGAGUUGCACCGAACGUCUCCUGUCCGCUCCACUCAGACGGCCAUUUCGCGCCCUCUUUCCAUUCACGACAACCUUCACUGGUAACAGAGCGUACCUUGGCACGAUCAAGCGAUUUCAGAACGACGAAAUGACGACGAUAACUCACAUUGCACGGCGAGCGCGUUCGACUGGCGAUUUUCGGUAUCGACGCUCGCCCCUCUUGAUGCACGUCGUUUUGAGCAUCACCGUCUUUCUCAGCUCAUUCAUCUCGAGUCCAUCAACCGCCUGCCUUCUACGCUAUUCCGAUUUUCAUUUGCGCUUCACCUUACCAUCGCUUGCGUUGCUGUAUGGUCUUGCAAGACCAUUCCUUGCUCGCCUGGAUAAGGCCAAGCUGAUGGUGAUAUCCCUUCUAGCGUUGGUAUGGACUACACCGUGGGAUAACGUCAUCGUCAAGAACAAAGCUUGGAGCUAUCCGGAAACCUGCGUGUUGGCUAGAAUAGGUCAUGUGCCAGUGGAAGAGUACGCAUUUUUCAUCAUCCAAUCGCUCAUCACGACGCUCUUUGCCACAUUGAUCCUUCGAUGGCAACCGCCCACCGCGUCUCAGACACACCGGCGAAGGCUGUUCUUGGUGCCCAUUGUCGUCUUCUGCGUCGGUUUGCACUACGCCAAGAAGGAGACACACACGUACUAUGGCGGCAUGAUUGCCUGGUGGGUCUCAGUCCCACUCACGCUCCUCUGGUUCGGCGUUCAAGGGGCUUGGCAAGCGCUGUCUUUCGGCCGAAAAGCUUUAUGGCUUUCUGUUUGGAUCAUCCCGACAUUAGCUCUGUGUGCUGCUGAUCGCUACGCGAUGCAGAGAGGAACGUGGCACAUCAACGAGGCCACUUCGGUGAACAUAUUUCCAGUGUCCGACCUGCCGAUCGAAGAGGCCGCAUUCUUUGCAGUCACCAACUUGCUGCUGCUGAGCGCCUUCUUGGCCUUUGACACGACUGUGUUUCAUUUGCGCGUCUGCGCUCCAUCUAGUGUUGCACCUCUAGGCGCAGUCCAUCUGCCCUUCGCCUGGUCUACCGUUGGUGCCCUUUGGAAAGCUUUCAUUUCUUUCGACAGCUUCUCAUCUGGAUCGGCAAAGGGGUCCAUGGAGCGUAGCGACGAAGCAGACGAUGUUCGGACCGCCUUGCGAGUGCUGGAAAAAGCUAGCAAGAGCUUCGCUGCUGCUGCCAAACUUUUACCCUGGGACUUGCGCAGGGACCUGUCCUGCCUGUAUGCGCUGUGCAGGGCCGCCGACGAUGUCGUCGACGAGGUUGUCCCCACCGCCGAAUCGAAAGCGAGUGCAGUGGCGGAAGGAACUUCGAGCAAACGAAACGUCAAGCUUGACUUCUUGCAUGGAGUCAUCGAAGCUGUCUUUGAUCCUUCGAAAGACAAAUCCGACUCGCAAAUAAGGCACAACGUGCUCCGGGCGGUAUCGUCCUUCUCCAUGGGUGAAGGGGAUGAUGGGCUCGCGGCUGAUCAGCUGGAGGAGGUGAGGGCGUGCGCUUGUGCGUGCAUUUCACUGCGACAUAUUUUGCCUCUGUCUCUCUUCCGAGAGCUUUUGAGGGGAUACGAGAUGGAUCUGAAGCUCGGAAGCACGACCCUAGCCAUCGCAAGGUUCGAGGCUUCUCGAACAAUGCGCACAGAAGAACAGCUGAUGGACUACUGCCAAUGUGUCGCGGGAGUGAUUGGAGAGAUGGUCGUUCGAGUGGUGUUGGGUCGCACUGGUCACUUGAUCCCCAAGGACUUAGCCGUGAGCCGGGAUGUUCGAGCGCAGAAUGCUCGAGUUGACAAGAAAAGCGACACUUCGACACGGCGGAUGGAAGAGCUUUUGUGGAACGCUAGGAAUAUGGGCGUGGCGUUGCAGCUCAUCAACAUCGCCAGGGAUGUAGUGAGCGACGCACAAAGCCUCCAGCGGUGCUACCUCGUCAUUUUAAAGCCGCAAGACGAAUGGAUCUCGCACGCACUCUCUCUAGGCAAGAUUCGAUGCUUUGCGGCCGAGGAACCUGCUGCCAAGCAUAACCAGACAGAGAACGACCAAGUACCGACGACGAGGGACGUCCGACCUCAUGUUCUGGCCUUGUUGGACCGCGCCGAAAAUAUCUUUGAACAGUCCUUGCCAGCGCUUAGGGCUUUGCCCUGUGCGCCCGCUCGAGCAGGCCUCAGAGCAGCCUGCUGCGUCUAUGCGGCCAUCGCUCAUCAGAUCAGAGCUCAGGAAGAAUCAGCUUGGGAAAGAGGAGAAAGAGCUUUCGUCUCUUUCUACAACAGGUUGUGGAUCGCUCUUUGUGCUGUGUAUGCUGAGGGUUGAGAGCUCGCGUUCGUGCAUGACGCGGGCGGCUCGUUCGACGUGCAUGACUCUAACCCUGCCCUGCUUGCCUGUGCUCUACGAACAACAAUGCUGCGUGCCGCAUCCGCUCAAGUCACGAAUGUCACCCACAUUACGCCCGUACUGCUGCCAUACGUGCGUGAGAUGUGCACAUCUUACGCGAAUGCUCUUCAUCACGAACGAUGGCCAGUCAAUGAGAGUUGGUGUU